AUGAACUUCUCUACUGCUCUAAAAUUAAAUGACAUUGAUGAUUAUAUAGCGCCAUCCCUAGAGUGUAUCAAACCGGUUAAGAUCCCUACCGAAGUUGGGAAAACCAAAUCCAUUUCGAUUGGCGAAGAUGGCACCUACGUUGCAACAAAUGAUUUGGGUGAAAAAUAUACCCUAUCAAAGGCCAAAAUUGACCUUAAUGACUGUUUGGCUUGCAGUGGCUGUAUCACAACAGCUGAGACCAUUUUAGUUUCUCAGCACAGUGUUGAUUCAUUUCUCGAUCUACUUAAGGAUUCCACAAAGCAUGAAAUUGUAAUGGCACUGUCUCCUCAAUCGUUAGCUAGUUUAACUACCUCAUUGCAAAAGCGAAGUGUUUCUCUUCCUUCGAGCUUGAUAGAAUAUUUCGAUUCAGAGUUGGGAAAUUCAUCUGAUGGAUUUGGCAUGACAGAAGUUAGGGAUAUUUGCUGGCGUCUUCUUCAUUCCCGUGGUGUGACUUCGCAACCACUUCUUGAUACAACGUGGAGUCGAGACAUUUCUUUAUUUGUAGCUGCGGAGGAAUAUAUAAAAGUGGCCAAAGGUGAAGCGAAUACACCGAUUCUUCCCAUAAUAACCGGAAUUUGCCCAGGAUGGGUUUGCUAUGCAGAAAAGACUCAUUUCAAAUUACCUCCAACAUUUAAUGAUUGGGAUGAAUCUUUCCUUCUGAAACAUAUCUCACUUGUCAGAUCUCCACAACAAAUGCUGGCUGGUGUAUUAAAGGGUUCUGUGGUUGGUCGUCGCCUAUAUCUCGUCUUUGUAAUGCCCUGUUAUGAUAAGAAGCUAGAGGCUUCUCGAAGUGAAUUUACUGUUUUUGGAGAUGUUUUGCAGAAAGAAGCCGAUCUUGUAUUGGGAACGAAUGAAUUUGUUUCAGUCUUAGAGGCUCUUUUAAAACAGCCCUCGCAACAACUUAUGGAAGACGAUGUAACUCCGCUAUUUUUAAAUUCGAGGUUUUUGAAUCCCAUGCUCGGAGACAGUGGUUCUUAUACAAGUUAUCGACAUGCGGGCUCAGGUUCUGGGGGUUAUGCUUUCGCGGUUCUUUGGCACGCAGCGCAAGCUCUUUUCGACAUUCACUUACCUCUUAAUGUCACAGAUGAUCCCCGAGUGCUCACACGCAAUCUUGGUAACCAUGAUCUACAGGAAAUUCUGCUCUUCAAUUCUCCAGAAGAUCGCCAAACUGCAUUUGCAAAUGUUCCUGUGGGAAGAACACCCUACCGAAACUGUGGAAUCGAACCCAAACCCCUUCUGGUGUUUCUUAUUGCAAAUGGAUUCAGGAAUAUUCAAACUGUCGUCCAACAGCUUAAAAGAGCUUACGCUAAGGCACAUUCAAGAAGAACAUCACUUAGGGAAGAAGUCGCUUUUGAUUAUGUUGAGAUUAUGGCCUGCCCCAAUGGCUGUUUAAAUGGCGGAGCCCAACUACAGUCCACAUUAGCAGACGUCUCACGGACCUAUUUCUCACAGAAUGAGCAAGAUCUCUUAAACAGUGAUGAAUCAAAGCAACUCCUAUCCAAAAUCAACCCCUCACACAGACAAAGCAUCUGCUAUACUACUUAUCGAUCUAUUCCCAAGAUCGAGAUUACAAAUCCAGCAACUCUCAAAUGGUGA
Molecule: messenger RNA, 1635 nt
Organism: Rodentolepis nana
Lineage: Eukaryota; Metazoa; Platyhelminthes; Cestoda; Cyclophyllidea; Hymenolepididae
Source: the annotation of a GenBank genome assembly